AUGGCUCUCUCAAUCAAUCUCAUCGACAAUCAUCUCCCUCCAGCAGUAACCACCUGGUCUCAGGACACAGCAGAAGACCUAAACGAGCAAACUUUCCAUUUCCACUUCUCCAACUUCACAUUCCAGCUAUGUCUCUCUAUAGACCACCAAAUCUUCCUAUCAAGCCGAAUCCUCGACACCAACAGCUCCAUCCCACGCCGCAUCCUUGAUCCCCUACGGCAACAUGUCCGCUCCAUCUUCCUCAACCUCUACAACGAACAUGACGAUUCAUUGCGUGUUAGAGAAGAGCAUCUUCACAUCGCUAUCCUCCAAGCCUUGGAGCACAUAUCGGAAUAUCGUGAAGAAGCACAACACCAAACCGACUCCAAGACAACCACCACUCACACCAAAGGCUGGUCUGCCUCUGAAAUCUCCAGCUGGGAAGAUAUAGUCUCCAACCCUUUCGGCCUCGACGUCUCUACUAUCCGCGACACAGCCUCGUUCCUCCUCGGCAUGACCCCUGAGGAAAUUGCACAGCAAAUCCCCUCAGCAUGGAGAAUAAUUCACUUUGAGAAUAUCAUGCGCGAGGACCUCCUCAAGCGCUUCCGACGAUACCAAGAACACCUCCGCGCAGUCCUUCCAGAGCAACCCGGUCUGCGAAAGAAGCUCCCACCGCAUUCUUCUCUAGAAGGUCGUUACCGCACCACCCUCUCCAUCGACACCGUCGUUGAAGACAUGGUCAAGCCAAGACUUACAUUCCACGGCACAAGCCUGCGUAAUGUCCGCUCCAUCAUCCGCAACGGCUUUCUCCUCCCCGGCAAAGUCGCCGACGGCAAACGCAUAGAGUCGCCUCGCUCCGGUAUAGCUUUCAAUCGCGGCAUCUAUUCUUCCCAGUCCGCAGCAUACGCAAUGUCCUACGCCAGCGGGCAGCGAGAACAGACGCCGCUCGGAAUGCUGCCCAGCAUGCGGUUGUUCGUCUGCGCUACCGUGAUGGGUAGGACGUAUGCCGCCAAAUCGGACAAUAAGCUGGGUUCUGUCCAUGGCCCGCUCGUCAGCGGCUACGAUUCACACUUUGACGGCAGGUAUGAAUAUAUCAUUCAUGAAGAGCGAGCAAUGCUGCCUUGUUUCGUGAUCCAUCUUGACCUAGGCUCGGAAGAAGCUCUGAGAUCGAUUCGAGCCGCACAGCUCAACCCGGCGUCCAUUCAAGUCACACCCACGACCUCGAGGGCGUCACGACUUCACCAGGAAUAUGACGACUCACCUGGAGAUCGCAAACGCAAGCAGCUCGCCCUCAAAGCUGCUGCCAUGAAAUGGUUCCCUUACGGCUUUGGCACUGCGACGGGAACAAGCUUUGUCAUUGAGGAUAUUGGGGCGACUUCAGAUGAUAGCGAGACUUAUGGUGAUUGGCAAGAAGAUAAACAUGCGUAUGAGCAGAGUGAGGAGCAAUUCGGUGGUCGGGGUUACCGGUCCUCUGAAUGGGAUGAAGAGGAAGGGUACUUGCAACAGGGAUUGUUCCUUGACGAAUACCAGAGAGACCGCGAGAUCAGGGUCGAUAGAGGCAAAAAAGUCGAACGAAGAGUAGAUCAAUAA
Trichoderma virens Gv29-8 is the source of this 1569-nucleotide messenger RNA. RefSeq lists its product as uncharacterized. Lineage: Eukaryota; Fungi; Ascomycota; Sordariomycetes; Hypocreales; Hypocreaceae. The coding region runs from base 1 to 1569 and encodes 522 amino acids. Gene Ontology annotation, molecular function: NAD+ poly-ADP-ribosyltransferase activity. The record is from RefSeq and is a predicted model, not a curated record. The transcript has a single exon.